Molecule: messenger RNA, 637 nt
Organism: Balaenoptera acutorostrata (minke whale)
Lineage: Eukaryota; Metazoa; Chordata; Mammalia; Artiodactyla; Balaenopteridae
Gene: TREH
Product: trehalase
Biological process (GO): trehalose catabolic process
Molecular function (GO): alpha,alpha-trehalase activity
Source: RefSeq, a predicted model, not a curated record
AUGUGGACGGACGUGGCCAAGGGAGAGCACAGUAGGACCAGAGAGAAAGGUGGCUGGUUCAAGUAUGGCCUUCAGCGUAAAAGAUCGGAAGUUUACCCCACUUACCACACUCCUCUCUGGGCCGGCGACCUCUCCAACCCGGGCAACAUGGACAAGGCUCUGAAAUACCUGGAGGACAGCUGGAUCCUCACCUACCAGAAGACAGGCCAGCAGUGGGACUUCCCCAACGCCUGCCCCCUGCAGGACCUGCUCAUCAGAGGUCUGGCCAAGUCUCCUUCAGCCAGAGCCCAGGAAGUAGCUUUCCAGCUGGCCCAGAAUUGGAUCCGAACCAACUGUGACAUCUACUCCAAAAAGUCAGCCAAGUAUGAGAAGUAUGAUGUCAGCAACGGUGGACACCCAGGUGGUGGAGGGGAGUAUGAAGUUCAGGAGGGGUUUGGCUGGACCAAUGGUGUGGUCCUGAUGUUCCUGGACCGCUAUGGUGACCGGCUGAGCUCGGGGACCCACACAGCUUUCCUGGAGCCCCACUGCCUUGCAGCUGUCCUUCUCCUUACCCUCCUGCUCAGCCUCCUGCCUCAGUGACGGGUCUUCACUCCCUCAUCUGGCUCCAGCUCCUGCCAAUUAAACCUCCACAUGAGUC